AUGGAAGAAACUCUUUGCAAGAGACUCGUAGACAUUAGAGACCAACUUAAACUUAAAAUUAAAUUCUCAGAUGACGAUCUACAUGUAUCAUUCAAGCUUACUAAUAAAAUUUAGUAAAUUAAGAUUGCAUUGAAGGAUAUUUUUGAGUUCAAACCAGAAUUGAGAUCUAUUCCAACAGCAUUAAGAAAUGAACUUUCACAACAUGUAGAAUUUGUAGAUCUCAGAGAAAAUCAAGUGCUCAUUUGGCCUGAUGACCAUACACCCAGAGUCUACUUUAUAUUCAAGGGAGCAGCUAAGAGGUCAAGGUAUGGCCCCAAGGAAUAUGAUUAGGAGGAUUUAGAUCGUGAAAAUCUGGAUCUAAUUUCCUAUUCAGAACAAUUUAAAGUUUACAAGGCAUUUAGCAUCUUUGGGUCUAUAAAAACGCUUUAGACUCUCUCUCAAAAUGUGAAUGUCAAAUACUAGUACAAAGAAUGGGAGGCCUGCUAUAGAUAAGACAAUUAAUAACUGCAGACAGAUGUGAUGCUAUGCAUUGAUCAAAAGAUAAUGAGCAAGAUAUCAACCAACAAGUAAAAGGCUUUUGCUGAAGUAUUUACUGAAAAGAUUUUUUCAAAAGGAUCAUUUGUAUUGAAUGAGGGAUAGAAAAUAACCCAUUUGUACUUAGUAAAAGAAGGAGAAUGCAAAAUACUUUCAAGUAAGGUGCCAAUUAUCUAGAAAUUUAAUCGAGGAUCUUAAAACUAGCUUUUCCAAAAGGAUUUGUUGUAAAAUAAAUCCUACUUUUCAAAGACAACAAGCACCUUCUAACUUGGUCUGAUUUCACAAAAAGAAUGGAUUGGAGAUGAAAUAAAGUUCUUUAAUGAUAGACCUAUUCCUUACUCUGUAAUUGCUACUAAGCCUCUUAAAGUUUUUUGCCUUAGCAAAGAGGAUUUCUAUUCAAAGAUGCCGAAAGAUCUGAUGCCUUAUUUUGAUGACCAAGCACACAACAAAGUUAAAUGGCUAGAGAAAAGAUUUUAUGAAAUAGCUAAGAGCCUAAAUAAGCUAAAGGAUAAUUACUUUGAAACAUUAAAUGAGUAGUCUAAUGAGGUCUAAAGAUAAUAUCCUCAAGCUAGAUCUCAUGCCUUACAUACUAUUAGGAAUAGAUAGGCUUCUUAAGGAGACUAAAAUAGGCUAGAUUAUGAAAAGUAAAAAACUCUGAGUGGUUCUGCAUCUUUAGCUAAUAUCAGUCCUCCAAAAUAGACUUUCAGAGUUUAGCCAACAAUUGAAUUUAAUCAGACAGAUCUAUUUGCCUUAUCAAGUAUUGUGGGUGGUACCGUAAGAGCAGGUCAUUAAUUAUUCAAUAUGAAGAAAGAUCCAACAAUGAUAUAUGGUCAACCUCAAUACCCAGAAAAUUCAACGAAUGAGUUUAACAAUAGAGGAGUCGAGAGUGUUUUAAAGGGAAAUAAAUAGUUUUAAUAACCAGCUGAUAAGAUAAAAGUUGAUGAUAAUAGUUCAAUCACAAUGCUCGAUGAUAAAUAAGAUGCCAAUGCUAAGAAAAUGAGACAAGCUCAGUCAAUGACAAAUUUCUUUGAAAACAGGAAUAAAAGACUUAAUCAGUAAAAUAAUAAUGGCUCCUUAUUAUUCUAAGAAAUAUAGGUCUAAAGAUAGCAGCUGAGAUAAACACAAGGAAAUUUUUAGACAAUAUCUAAGAAUUUAUCAGUAGUAAAAGCAAAUCAUCUAGUUCAUUAGUUGCUACUACCUAAAUAAACUUAGUAGAAAUUGUAAAGUCAGCAUACAAUACAGACAGAGAAUGAUACUUUAAGUGUAUCUCAAUCUUAGAUUGUUUCACCUUCUGGAGGGAGCAAAAAUGUUUAAAUAUUUUUUCCUUCUCCUAAGAACACUAUGUCCCCAGUAAACGCUGGCUAUAAUCCAACCUAAUAAAGCAUUAAUUAGACUUACUUGUACAAUUAAAACAAUUCUAAUUAAUUUGGGAAUCAGAGUAUAAAUUUAAUUGAUCAGGGCAACAAUUUGUCUAGAUAAAACAUAAAGCAUAAUAAGCAUCUCUUGCUAUUUUGCUCUACACCUAACAAUCAAAGACUACUAUCUUAGCAAGCAACUCCAUUGAGAUAAAUGGCAAAUGCAUCUACUUUCAACCCUUUAAAGUAUCAAUUAAUACCAAAGAUUAGCUAAAAGUUUGAGACAAUAAGGCAAAAAGUAAAGCCACAGUCAAUUUUUACAAUGAAGUAAGAUGGUAUCAGGGAAAAAUCUAACUAGAAAAUGAAUGAUCUCAAGGAUGAAGUGCAGUAGAAAAAUGAAACCUUUUUUGUGGUAGAUAAAAAGAUCCAGUUGCUAUCAGGAAGGUAGCAGGAAAGAAGAAUAACUUCUAAAAAGCAGUCACUUGAUACUUAUGGAUAGGAAAUUAAUAUUCAUUGA
Stylonychia lemnae is the source of this 2406-nucleotide messenger RNA. The record is from the annotation of a GenBank genome assembly. Lineage: Eukaryota; Ciliophora; Spirotrichea; Sporadotrichida; Oxytrichidae.